Molecule: messenger RNA, 1643 nt
Organism: Phasianus colchicus (ring-necked pheasant)
Lineage: Eukaryota; Metazoa; Chordata; Aves; Galliformes; Phasianidae
Gene: SRD5A1
Product: steroid 5 alpha-reductase 1
Biological process (GO): steroid biosynthetic process
Cellular component (GO): membrane
Molecular function (GO): 3-oxo-5-alpha-steroid 4-dehydrogenase activity
Source: RefSeq, a predicted model, not a curated record
AGGUGACUCGGGGCGUCUCGGCUCGAUCGGGCGUAGCGCGACAUGGCAGGCGGCGGCGCGUUCUGCGCGUUCUGGCAGCGGGCAGCGGGCCCGCGGGAGCAGCGCCUGCUGGAGCUGCUCUCCUACGGGCUGGUGGCGCUGGGCGCUGUCUCGGCGCUGCUGCUGCGAUUCAUCCCCAUGCCCUACGGGCGCUACUCGUCGCGGCGCUUCGGCUGGCUGCUGCCCGCCCGGCCCGCCUGGCUGCUGCAGGAGCUGCCCGCGCUCCUCGUCCCGUUCGCGCUGGCCGCCUGCAUCCCCGCCUGGCGGCUGCCCAACGCCGUCCUGCUGAGCUGCUUCAUCCUGCACUACGUGCACAGGGCACUCAUAUUUCCUUUUCUGAUCCGGCAAGGAAAACCGACACCAUUUUUCACCUUCCUACUAGCACUUCUCUUCUGUAUAUACAAUGGAUACCUGCAAGGCCGAAGCUUAAGCACCUAUGCAGAGUACCCUUCAGACUGGUUAAAACGUCCUUGUUUCAUUGCAGGUUUCAUGGGGUGGCUGAUCGGCAUGGCAAUCAAUAUUCAUUCUGAUCAUAUCCUUAGAAAUCUGAGAAAACCUGGAGAAACUGGUUACAAGAUACCAAGAGGAGGAAUGUUUGAAUAUGUCAGCGGAGCCAACUUCUUUGGAGAGAUCCUGGAAUGGUUUGGAUUUGCUCUUGCCUGCUGCACUAUUGAAAGCCUUGCAUUUGCACUGUGUACGCUUUUCAUUUUGGGUUCAAGGGCAAAGCAACACCACCAAUGGUACCUUGAGAAAUUUGAAGACUACCCAAAGAACAGAAAAAUUGUGAUUCCAUUUGUGUAUUAGUUUAUUAUUUAAAUACCAUCAGGUUCUGAUGGUAGCAGCAUUUUUAAAUGGUUACUUCUUGGAACAAGUAACACUUCACGAGUGUUACCCAGCCAGUGUAUUCUCAUCACUGUGACAAAGCCUUUGUAUCAGUACUGUUAGUUACUGCUUUUCCUUGUAAUGAAAACCCCAAACUCAGUGGGCAUGGUGAACAGGAACAGAAGUGCUUUUGCAGUGGCACAUCACCACCGUGAGUAUGUAAGACAAGGCAUCUGAAUUCAUACCAUGGAAACUGUUGUACGGGAUUUCUCAUACGUCAGUUUCAGCCUAUGGUUUUCUGGUGUUCCCAUCUGAGGAUUGUGCUAUAACAGUCACCCUCAGUGUAUAAUCUGGCUGCUGUGUUCAGUUUUCUACUUGUCUACAUACACCAGUGGGAUUGAUUUGAUCACCUUUCUUAUUCUUUCUUCCCUUUGCCCUCCAUUUCCAGGAGAUCAGAUGCAGACCAAAGACAUUAAAUGAAUACAGAUACUGUGAGAUGAGAGAUGUUCUUCAUCUCCUCUGCACUCCUGUGCAGAUAUGAACAAAACAGGGAUAAAACUUACUGCUGUUUACAUUGAUAGCUAUAGUGGUGCCUUUCCCAAAUGACUGAUUUUAAACAUCUACCUCUCAAAUUUCAUAGCCAUCUCAAAUAAUACUCAACAUGUGUUUUCUGCUCAAUAUUAUUUUAGAGGACAUUAUUUAUAAGGGAUAAAUUGUUCUUUUUAAUAAUCUGUAGAUUUUGCUUACUAUAUAGUUUUUUUAAAAAAGCCUUUUCCUAUUGA